Messenger RNA from Aspergillus ochraceoroseus IBT 24754, 795 nucleotides. RefSeq lists its product as uncharacterized. Bases 18 to 479 code for a protein of 153 amino acids. NCBI's taxonomy places the organism in Eukaryota, Fungi, Ascomycota, Eurotiomycetes, Eurotiales, Aspergillaceae. The transcript is spliced from 4 exons. The record is from RefSeq and is a predicted model, not a curated record. Gene Ontology annotation, cellular component: mitochondrion.
UUUGCAGCAGCAGAACAAUGCUGCCCCAACGUAUCCUGGCCCGGCGCCUCCCGCAGGUUGCCCUUCGCUCGACCAUCCCCCGCGCCUCAUUCUCACAAGUUCGUGCCCUCCAGGCCGCUGAACUCGACGAUCCUCUCCAGAAUGGCAACUAUCAGAACCCUCCCCGAGUAAAGCGUGCUACCAGAGACCCUUACGGCGAUUGGUGGGACAAGCAGGAAAGGCGGAAUUUCGGCGAACCUGUUCACGAGGAUAAUGAAAUUCUUGGUGUUUUCAGUCCCGAACAGUACAACCAUGUGACGCCGCGCAAGGGUCUGUUCCAGCUCGGUGCUUUCGUCGUCACCUUCCUGGGACUCUGCGGCGUUGUGAGCCUGUACUAUCCUGACAAGGCAAGCACUCCUAAGACAUACACAGAUGGUCUGGAGAAGGAGCUUGGUGGUGCCAAUGCUGUCACAGCUCGUAAGGACGGAGACUCCUGGUGAUCAAAUUUUGUUCUCAUAUGUAAAUAAAUACAAUGCGAUUUGUUUUCGGCGUCAAUCGAGUAUCUGGUUACCGAUAAGGAAGAAAGUUCCGUUCGUCUACCUAUUUGCAGUUGCUAGGGAUCUCUUGCCUUGGGGGGUUUCUUACAGGAAUACUUUCUGCCGGUGAUGUAGGAUUGAGGUUCGGUUAUUGCAGCUUCCAUGAUACGAACUGUUCUAAUUCGGAAUUCCCCCAACAGUUAAAAUAGGGCCAAAUGAUCCAGAAGGCGAGACACUUCACGAUAGAUAGCUGUAUAAUCAAGCCUUUUUUUUUUUUUUU